AUGGUCAAAUCGGACAUCUGCCGCCUUGCGAUGAUGUACACACUUGGUGGCUACUACUUCGAUACCGACAUUCUGGUCACCCCAGAAUUGAAGGCUCAGAUAGCUCCAGAGACCACCUUUGCAACAGUCCGGGCGGCUGCAGCUCUGAGUGCAAGCUUUUUCCAGGCGUUUCUAGCUGCCUCGCAGAAGCAUCCUCUGAUGGAGCUGGCCCUGAAGGAGUUUAAAGACUGGUACGACAAGCUGCGCACCCCUGGCGUGAACGAGGCUCAGAUGCGUGUGAGCGUUGCGCAAGGCAACAUUGGAACUGGGUUGCUCAGAAAGGCCUACGACAAUUGGAGUCGGGAUGGACCAAUGCCCAAGGUAUCCCAUCCGGGAGGACACGUCUCGCAGUUUUUCGAGGAGACUCCGAUAAAUUGGCUGCCGAGGGCUCAAUACCCAGGUCUUCUGCCCGGCCAUUCUGGCUUCAUCUGCGACUAUGCGGUCGUGAAUAAGCUCACCAACAAAGUGGUCUUGUACUCGCGGGUCUACGAUUCUCACCAUCAUCAAGAGUGCUCGGAAGAGGUGAAACUGAUGCGAAGCAUGGGAAG
Messenger RNA from Symbiodinium necroappetens, 587 nucleotides. Lineage: Eukaryota; Dinophyceae; Suessiales; Symbiodiniaceae. The record is from the annotation of a GenBank genome assembly.